AUGGAAAUAAAAGUUGACGUGCACACCGUGCAUCCAAUUUCACCAGACAAGAAGAAUGACCAGUCUACCAAAGGACCCCACGAGUCCUGGGGUACUCCGGAUACAACGCCUAUACGUAAUAUGUUAGUUGAUAUUUCAUAUCAAUACCCCUACUAUUUAUUAGGAUACCCUACUAUUGAAUUAUUCGUUUUCAGUAUAAAAAAGACGCCAUCUAAACAAGAACUCUACAAUGAACUGAGGAGUAAUAUCCAGGAUUCAAAUCAAAACAGGAGGUCACUCUUUCCAAUACAACAAGUGAGAUUAUUCAACAAUUCCCCCAAAAAAGUGGGAAUACAGGAGUGUAUCACUGAACUGGAAGAAAUUCAGAGUCCUCAAUCAGAAUGCAAUAAAGGUUUACCCGAGGUUCCAAACAAGACGAUUCAAGUCAUAGAGACUCCACAAAGCCCAGUACCGUCUUCUCCAUCGAGAGAAAAGAAAUGCAAAGGCUUGAGAUUACCGGCUUUACUGGAUCCAUUCAUACCAAUAGAUCCACAAGGUCGAGCCUAUAUAUUAUGGCUUCUUCUGGUGACAUUCUGCUACAGCUACAAUGCGUGGUGUGUCGCUCUCCGCGCCACCUUCCCUUAUCAGACACCCGAGAAUACUGCUAUAUGGAUGAUGGCUGACUACCUCUGUGACGCGGUGUACAUGUUAGACUUAGUGCUGGUCAAACCAAGGCUUAUGUUCCUUCACGAAGGCUUCUGGGUUGACGAUCCAGUUGAAACCAGGAAGAAUUAUCGCAGGAAAUUGCAAUACAAGUUCGACGUGAUAUCGCUUCUGCCGCUAGAUAUAUUAUACAUAUAUUACGGUCCGCAAAAAGUUAUUCUCAGAUUACCGAGGGUACUGAAGCUGCAAACGUUUUGGGAGUUCCACCAGGCUAUGGAUCGGGUCUUAUCAUCUCCGUACAUCGUCCGUAUCGGCAAGACUCUGUUCUAUAUCUUCUAUUUGAUACAUCUGAACGCCUGUGCUUAUUACGCUAUGAGUGACUACAUAGGACUCGCCUCCAACGGCUGGGUGUACGACAACCAGGGAAAUGCUUACAUUCGCUGUUUCUACUUCGCUACCAAAACUGCUACUUCCAUCGGUAAAAAUCCUAAACCUGAAAACACUAUGGAGUAUCUGUAUAUGACUGCUGCCUGGUUGAUGGGUGUCUUCGUGUUCGCGUUACUGAUAGGACAGAUAAGAGACAUUAUAGCUACAGCGACUAGAGCCAGGUCAGAGUAUCGUAAGACAGUUGAUGGUUGUACUCGCUACCUUCGUCGUCUCAACAUGCCUCUACCGCUGCAAAGACGCGUCACUUGCUGGUUUAGCUACACCUGGAAUCAGCAGCGCUGCUUCGAUGAACCAAGCAUUUUGAAUUCACUUCCUUACAACAUGAAACGCGACGUGGCGCUCGAGGUGCACAUCAAUAUAUUAAGCAAGGUGCAGUUAUUCCGUGAUUGUUCGUCGUCUCUCCUAAGAGACCUGGUGCUACAACUGCGGCCCGUGUCCUGUCUGCCCGGAGACGUGUUAGUGAGGCGCGGAGACGUGGGGCAUGACAUGUAUAUAAUCAAGUGUGGGGAGUGCUGCGUAAUGUCUCCAGGAGAGACGGAGGUCCUCGCCACAUUAAGAGCCGGCUCUGUGUUCGGUGAGAUCAGUCUACUAGGGAUCGACGGGUUGAGGAGACGAACAGCUACCGUCAGGUCCCGCGGAUAUUCGAGUCUAUUCGCUCUAUCCAGAAGUGAUCUAGAGGCCGCGUUGAAAUAUCAUAAAGAAGCCGCUCAGAUACUGAGACUGAGAGCCGAUCAGAUUAUACGAGAGAACGCGGCGAGGAUCGUACAGAAAAGGAUAGAACAGAAGAUGGAGGGCAGGAGGAGCGAGGAGGGGAGGAGGAGGAGCCUGGCCAGCGGAGGGGGUGGCGGUGGAGGGAAGGGCGCGAGGGGAGGGGGCGCGCGGAGGAGACUGUCCGCUGUGUCCGCGAGUAAGAACGUGCCGCGUGGACGGACGCCUCUACCGACCAUCGUGUUAUCCAGAGAAUAA
Molecule: messenger RNA, 2055 nt
Organism: Danaus chrysippus (African queen)
Lineage: Eukaryota; Metazoa; Arthropoda; Insecta; Lepidoptera; Nymphalidae
Source: the annotation of a GenBank genome assembly